UGGACACAAUCUACAAAGUCUUUGAUUGAAUUUACACAAUUUGCUGGAUUUGCAGCGUUGCACUUCGCACCGAAUGAGCGAGGGCGACGCCGGGCCCUUAACCUUGAAUGAGCAAUUUUUGUGGAAACAAAGGCUGCAAUCCCAAUGAGGAGAGAAAGUGUAAAAAAACGAAGAAAGCACUUUGGCCUGUGCGUGUGUGUGUUUAAUAUCAGGAAAGUCACCCAGAAACAGCACACACUAUUAAAUAACAAUUCUUCCCUUUUCAGAGUGAGAGGGCGGUGCUGAUUUUCUAGCCGGAAGUUAGCAAAAAGCAAGAGAUUCACCACCCCCGGCUUGGAGGCAGAGUCUUCCGUAUUCAUGAAUGUGGAGAGCAGGUUGCCCUUUUUUGCCGCUAUUUCAUCGCGGAGGCUCUCCUCCCCCUCUCUCUUUUAAAUAUAGUCUCCAUAGAAUCCCCUCUCCCCCACUCCAUAGCUUCUGUGGUGUUUUUUUUCUCUAACUGGGGUGGCUGGAAUUUUUUCUACAUUUAGUUUAGAGCAUAAUAUGAGAAUUUUACGCAUCCCGAACCGCUCAGUAUUUGCGUUGCUGUUUCUCUUCUCCUUGUCAUCAUCAUUCCUCUACUUCAUAUAUGUAGCGCCUGGAUUAGUAAACACUUAUCUAUUUAUGGUGCAAGCACAAGGCAUCAUGAUCAGAGAGAGUGUGAAAACGAUGGGAUCCCAAAUGUAUGAGCAAGUGGUUCGUGGUACUUAUGCCAAGAUGAACAACAGUCUUAAUGGUACAGAUUAUCCAGAUGAUUUGAAUCAUAGUGAAGCUUAUCUACAAACCACAACAUUUCUUCCAGAAGGUUUUACCUAUCACGCAAAUCUCGCUUGUCCUGAAAGACUUCCUUCUAUGAAGGGCCCAGUUGAUGUAAAUAUGACUGAAAUUUCAUUGGAAGAGAUCCAGGAAUUAUUUAGUAAGGAUCCUUACAUGCAGAUUGGUGGUCAUUGGAAGCCAAGAGAUUGCAUACCACGUUGGAAGGUGGCCAUUUUGAUCCCUUUCCGCAAUCGUCAUGAGCAUCUCCCUAUUCUGCUACGGCACCUGAUUCCAUUGCUACAGCACCAACGCUUGGAGUUUGCUUUUUAUGUCAUCGAACAGGCUGGGAUUCAUCCAUUUAACCGUGCAAUGCUCUUCAAUGUUGGAUUUUUGGAGGCUUUGAAAGAUGUGGACUGGAAUUGCAUAAUCUUUCAUGAUGUGGAUCACAUACCUGAAAAUGACCGCAACUACUAUGGUUGCGGGGAGAUGCCAAGACACUUUGCGGCCAAGUUAGAUAAAUACAUGUACCUGCUUCCUUACAAUGAAUUUUUUGGAGGAGUGAGUGGAUUAACAGUGGAACAAUUUAAGAAAAUCAAUGGAUUCCCAAAUGCAUUUUGGGGCUGGGGAGGUGAAGAUGAUGAUCUCUGGAACAGAGUGCAGUUUGCAGGCCUUACGGUAACAAGACCAGAGGGUGAUUUAGGAAAAUACAAGUCUGUUCCUCAUCAUCAUCGAGGGGAAGUGCAAUUCUUGGGAAGAUAUGCCCUACUGAGACGUUCAAAGGAGAGGCAGCAACUUGAUGGUCUGCAAAACUUGAAGUACUUUCCAAACAUCACAGUUGAAGUCUUGUAUAAAAACAUAACUGUAAACUUGACACCGGAGCUGGCUCCAGUGAGCGAUUAUUAAGUGAUAAUGGUCAUAGCAGAUUAGUGAAGGUUAGGGUCCUUUUUCAAGAAAAAAAAUUGAUGGAUAUAAAACUUUUGCUGGCUAAAAAAUCUGCAGUAACACAACACAAGACUGUGUGAUCUUGAAGAAGACAUCAAAAACUUGGUUAUACAGAGAUUGGUUCCUGUUCAAUACCAGUGCAGAAAGAGCUGAUGGAUAUGAAACAUCAGGUUUGAAAUUCAUUAUAUCAUGGACUCCAUCAGUGUAACCUCUUAUUCCCAUUUUCCCAAUUGGAUAAUAGGGCACCAACAGCCAAGUUAGAAAAGUAAGCUGAUGAAUCCAAAUAACCAUUUCUUGGUAAUGAGUCAAACUGAAUUUUAAGGCUGCAGAACUAGAUGGAAACUAUUGCAUUGCAGUGAGCAGUUGUUUUCCAAUCAAUUGAUUAAAUUAGUUGAAAUCAUACCAUUAUUUUUUUUAUUCACUAGUAAUUGUUAAUUUACUUCUAGUGAAUGAAGUUUUUUUGUAAAUAAGCUGUGAAUUGCCAGAUAUUUUUUUAUUUAUAGUCGACUAAACCACAAAGUUUACAUGUUGAGAUCAAUGAAUAUGUGUCUGCUGUUGUAUAAUUGGGCACAGAAUACUCUGGACAUUAUCCCUUUAAUUUUAAAUGCAAGGGAAUUUGAUUAGUACGUGCUCCUGUACGUAUGAUUUAAAGUGUUUUGUUUCAAUUGUCUUUACUGCUACACAUUUAUGCUGCUGAAAUCCAUGGAUUGUUCUGAGAAAGUUUGCCAUUUCAACUCUUAGCUCUAAUGUUCAACUUUAGCUUCAGUUUAUUUAGUGUAACUUUUUUAUUUGAAUCAACUAUAUUUUGCUACAAGAAAACAGUGUGUGCCAAUGAUACUGUGGCAUUUUGUUAGCAGUUGAUAAAAUGCUAGACUUAGAAGUGUUGAGUAUUGUGGCAACAUCAAAACUGCAGUGCUGAGUUUCUCCUUUUCUAUAAUGUUUUGUUUUGAGGGUCCAAAUAUCUUCUCUGAUCUGAGGCAGCUGAUAACUUUGGUUUAGCUGUCUGAAUAAAUCAGGGAUUUCUUUUGUCCUUUCUCCCAACCUGCCCCUCGUUCCCCACCACCUUAACCACCGUGUUUUUGAAGGUUAGUUUAUCAAGUUGGUGCUAAAGUCUAUUUAAAUUAAUAGCUUUUUGAAAUAUUUCUAGUAAUAGAUGUUGUAGCAGUACACUACAUUAGGGUGUGGUAGGAUAUGGAAUUAUACCUAAGAUUUUUGAGAGUUUGUGCCAAGGAUAAAUGAGGCAUUUCUCCAUGUUGGUAGAAAAUGAUGAGCCUGUCUGUGGCAUUUUAACUCUUCUGCAGGAGGUCUGUUAUGCACACCAAGAGAGAGGAUGAGCAAAAGUGAAUGUUUUUGUUAAAUAAUUGGGACCUGUAUGUAUCUGUAUAUUUUUGUAUCCAUCUUUGGUUUGCAUCUUUAAUUGUUCAUCCACCAAUGAAUGGUAGUGACAUAACACAGACCCCAUCCCCUGCAGUGAGGAGCAAUCCAUGUGAAUAAACUUCUAGGCUUUUGCUGUUAGGUCAUGAUCAGUCAGUAUGAGAGGACAUCUAAGGAUGAAAUUAUUCCUGUCCAUCGUUUUGUUUUGGCCUAAAGAUUAGUUUGAGUACAAAAUGAAAUUCUUUUGGACUCGGAUAAUUUUUUUGUUAAAAUUUUCAAGACAGAAUUUCAUUCAAUUAGACUUGUGUCCUUGAAAGGCUGUUAGCCUCAUUCACUUUAUUUGCAUUUAAAGCUGAUGUUUCACAAGAGUAUUUUGAAGAGUAUGAUGCAGGUAGAGCGUGUGGCAAUAAAGAGAAUACCGAUUGCUGUUGGUAGUGGUUUAAAAUAAUGUAUUGCUAUUUCUGAAUCCAGUAUAUUGCUUUAAAGCAGAAAAUAAGCUUAUAAUUGUAUUUCAUUUUGAUUAUAGCUAUAUGUAACUAUAUUUUGUGCUUUCCCCUCUUUCUAUUCCUCUCCACAUUCCUGCAUCCUUAUUCCUCUUCACUUUUUCCUCUUCUCCCCCUCUCUCCCUCAACCAAAACCAUCCCUUCCAAAUGGCUUUGAUGAAGCACUUAAAUAUAUACAGUUCAUGUUUUGGUGUUUUCUAUACUAUUUAAGUUUUGUGUAUUUCUAUAAAGGAGAAAAAUUUAAUUUGCAUGUCCCAACCUCCUAUAAAAAGCAUCUCAAAAAUGCAGAACACGUUGUCUGUUGGGAAUAUGCAGUAAGGCAGAGCACACUCUUACUGCUUGUGGUAAUUUCCAGUUUUAAUUUUUAGUGUGACUAUAAAGUAAUUUGAACUAAGUUUUAGAGGAUAAAUAUACUUUUCCAUAUAUUUCAUCUAAGAUUCCAUUUCCACAACAAACAUGUCCCAUGUUGUGAUAAUUCUUAGUUCCCCAUUUUGAUCACUUCUAUUGGUGCACCAGCCCCACAGUAUGCAAAUAUUUGCUGCAAAUGGUCCUGGGCAGAAAAGUUAGCAAAAGGAAGCCAGGAAUCUAAUUUUGACAGAGCACUGCAGGCGGUUGUGCAAAACACCUAAUACAAUCUUUUCUCCAAUGUUGGCAUGAAUUGUUUAUAGAAUAUUGUUUAAUUUUCUUUGUUGUAUCGUCUAGUUUUUGCAUGUUUCCAAGUAGAGCUGGACAAAUCAGCAAAGUUCUCAACCUGUGCACUGAAAAGCAUCAAAGUAUUACUUCUCACCUCAAAGCCUUCUGUCUUAUCUUUCACACGUUUGAUCAUUUGUUUAUACAUUUUUGUAUUAAUUUAUGGAUGAUUUUCAAUAAAAAGUGACA
Pristis pectinata (smalltooth sawfish) is the source of this 4490-nucleotide messenger RNA. RefSeq names its product beta-1,4-galactosyltransferase 5-like. Gene Ontology annotation, biological process: carbohydrate metabolic process; glycoprotein biosynthetic process. Gene Ontology annotation, molecular function: UDP-galactose:glucosylceramide beta-1,4-galactosyltransferase activity. Lineage: Eukaryota; Metazoa; Chordata; Chondrichthyes; Rhinopristiformes; Pristidae. The record is from RefSeq and is a predicted model, not a curated record. The transcript is spliced from 9 exons. The coding region runs from base 541 to 1695 and encodes 384 amino acids.